AUGCUGCAGCCAGCAUCCCGCGUCUCUCGCGCAUCAACAUCCUCAUCCUCAUCCUUCCAGCCCAUGACCAGACAGAACACCAUGUCGUCCCACGACGCCCGCUCCAUGCGCCAGUCGAAGCGCAUGUCCGUCACGGCGCUCUACCUGUCCAUGUCCGCAAAGGAGAAGGACCUCGAAAUAUCAGACGAACUGGCAAGGGCGCAAAAGAGCCUGCGGGAACUCAAGUCGAAGAUAUCUACCCAGUCGAAGAAGAACUUCGUCCUCGAAAAGGAUGUGCGGUACCUGGACUCGAGAAUUGCCCUGCUUAUCCAGAAUCGCAUGGCCCUUGAAGAGCAAAACGAGGUCGCAAGCCAUCUCGACGACGCCUCGGAUAUCCAGGAAGGGGCCUUCCCCAACGAUGACAAGACGCAGAAAUACGGCAAUCUCCUCUUCCUCCUCCAGUCCGAGCCCCGUCACAUCGCCCACCUCUGCCGUCUCGUCUCUAUGGCCGAGAUCGACUCCCUCCUCCAGACCGUCAUGUUCACCAUCUACGGAAACCAGUACGAAAGCCGCGAAGAACACUUGCUCCUCACCAUGUUUCAGUCCGUUCUCACCUACCAAUUCGACAACACUCCUGAAUACUCAUCUCUGCUACGGCAGAACACUCCCGUCUCUCGUAUGAUGACCACGUAUACCCGUCGUGGACCGGGACAGGCAUACCUGAAACAUAUCCUGGCAGGCCAGAUCAACUCGCUCAUCGAGCUGCACGACAUCGACCUGGAGAUUAACCCGCUCAAGGUCUACGAGGCCAUGGUAAGACAGAUCGAAGCAAGCACCGGAUCCUUGCCACCGUACCUGGAAAGAGCCGUCACGGCUGAAGUGGCUGCCGAGAACGAGCAGGUCCAGAAUAUUAUUGCGCCCAGGCUCAAGAUGUUGACCGAUCUCGCCAAUAGCUUCCUCAAGACCAUCAUCGACGGCCUCGAAGAGACGCCCUACGGCAUUAGAUGGAUAUGUAAACAGAUUCGCAGCUUGUCUAAACGAAAGUACCCUGAUGCCCAGGACCAUGUCAUCUGUACCUUGAUCGGUGGAUUCUUCUUCCUACGCUUCAUCAACCCUGCCAUCGUCACUCCGCGAUCGUACAUGCUGAUCGAUGGAACCCCCGCCGAGAAACCACGCCGCACACUGACCUUGAUCGCAAAGAUGUUGCAGAACCUGGCUAACAAGCCCUCCUACGCCAAAGAGCCCUACAUGGCCAAGCUGCAGCCAUUCAUCCAGCAGAACAAAGAGCGAGUGAACAGGUUCCUCCUCGACCUCUGUGAGGUGCAAGACUUUUACGAAAGCCUGGAAAUGGACAACUACGUCGCACUCUCCAAGCGCGACCUGGAGCUGCAAAUCACCCUCAACGAAAUAUACGCUACCCACGCCCUGAUCGAAAAACACUGCAACACCCUCGCAUCCGACCAAAACUCUCACCUCCAGGUUCUUCUGCAGGAACUGGGGCCCGCACCGCCCCAGAUGCCUCGCAAGGAAAACCGCGCCAUCCACCUGCCCCUAUUCAGCAAAUGGGAAGCCCCCAUUGACGACCUCACCUCCGCCCUCGACAUCACCCAGGAAGAGAUCUUCUUCAUGGAAGCCAAAUCCACCUUUGUCCAAAUCAUGCGUUCCCUCCCCCACAACACCUCCGUCACCCGCCGCCCUCUCCGCCUCGACCGCAUCGCCGAGGCAGCAGCAACUCUCAAAAACGACGCCGUCAUGGUUCGCAAGGGUAUCCGCACAAUGGAACUCUUGAGUCAGCUUCAGGAGCUCGGCGUCAUCGAUAGAUCAGAUGACUUCUCCCUCCUCCGCGAUGAGGUCGAGCAGGAACUCGUCCAUCUCGGCUCAUUACGUGAAAAGGUUCUCGAGGAACAACGUAAACUUGAGGAAGUCUACCGUACCAUCCGCGACCACAACGCUUAUCUCGUCAAUCAGCUAGAAACUUAUAAAUCGUACCUGCAUAAUGUCCGCAGUCAGAGCGAAGGGAAGCAGCGCAAGACGCAAAAACACCAAGAACUAGGCCCGUAUAAAUUUACUCAUCAGCAGCUGGAGAAGGAGGGUGUCAUUAGACGCAGUAAUGUCCCAGAAAACAGGAGAGCGAAUAUCUAUUUCAUGUUCAAGAGUCCUCUGCCCGGUACUUUUGUCAUCAGUCUGCACUAUAAAGGACGUGCCCGCGGCCUUCUUGAACUGGAUCUAAAACUUGACGAUUUGCUAGAGAUGCAGAAAGACAACCAAGAAGAUCUAGACUUGGAGUAUGUCCAGUUCAACGUCUCUCGAGUCCUCGCGCUGCUCAACAAGCGGUUCGCGAGGAAGAAGGGAUGGUAG
Messenger RNA from Arthroderma uncinatum, 2337 nucleotides. RefSeq names its product ras-GAP. Gene Ontology annotation, molecular function: protein binding; GTPase activator activity. The transcript has 4 exons. Gene Ontology annotation, biological process: regulation of GTPase activity; regulation of actin cytoskeleton organization. Gene Ontology annotation, cellular component: cell cortex. The record is from RefSeq and is a predicted model, not a curated record. NCBI's taxonomy places the organism in Eukaryota, Fungi, Ascomycota, Eurotiomycetes, Onygenales, Arthrodermataceae. The coding region runs from base 1 to 2337 and encodes 778 amino acids.